Molecule: messenger RNA, 519 nt
Organism: Entamoeba dispar SAW760
Lineage: Eukaryota; Evosea; Mastigamoebida; Endamoebidae
Exons: 1
Coding region: 1-519 (172 amino acids)
Source: RefSeq, a predicted model, not a curated record
AUGACUAUAACAAAUUCAUUAUCCCUUUGUCUAUUGAUAGAAAAAUGUUGUUCUAAACAUCUUGUCCUUAAUGACUAUAACAAAUUCAUUAUCCCUUUGUCACAACUCGUUCAUAUCAAACAACGUUUGUUUGUGUUCUGCUUAAAUCCUUUUAGACAAAAACUUCCUCUUUAUCUCUUUCCACAAGAUCAGAUUGAUUCAAUUUGGCCAAACAAGAAUGAAACACAAAGAAUGUUAAACAAACUUGAUUAUAACUCUAAGCUUUAUCAAAAUAACCCAAAACUAACAAUAAUUCAAGCGGUUGUUACUCCAUCUAUAAAAAGUAUUAGAAAGAGUUAUUAUACAAAGAAGUAUCCAAACUCAACUAUUAAAAUUGCUGAAAAAACAAAUCCAUUAGUACUUAAAUGGCUUCAGACAUCAUCAACAUUUGUAAACAUACUUCUUAUUGACAAUGUUAAAAUGAAUGACGAAAUCAUUCAUUUUAUGAUUACAAGGAAUAAUUUCAUUGAAAAAUAUUAA